This is a messenger RNA of Cinclus cinclus, 1234 nucleotides long. Its product is annotated as polyunsaturated fatty acid lipoxygenase ALOX15B-like. NCBI's taxonomy places the organism in Eukaryota, Metazoa, Chordata, Aves, Passeriformes, Cinclidae. Gene Ontology annotation, molecular function: metal ion binding; oxidoreductase activity, acting on single donors with incorporation of molecular oxygen, incorporation of two atoms of oxygen; protein binding. The annotation marks the transcript as partial. The record is from RefSeq and is a predicted model, not a curated record. Gene Ontology annotation, biological process: linoleic acid metabolic process; lipid oxidation. The transcript is spliced from 8 exons.
CGCCGCCAUGGCCGAGUACCGGGUGCGGGUUCGCACCGGCACCGCUCCCGCCGCUGGCACCAGCGACGCCAUCGCCGUCACCCUGGUGGGGACCCGCGGGAGCAGCCCCAGGACCGCCCUCGAUCGCUGGGGACCCGACUUCCACUGCGGGGCGGUGACAGAGUACCGUGUCCCUGUCCCCUGUCCCCUGGGCCAGCUCGUGCUGCUCCAGGUGCACAAGGGGCCCUGCAGGGGCCUCCCCGAGAGCUCCUGGUACCUGGAGAGCGUCACCGUGUGGGGACAGCGCGGGGACAGCGGGGACGGGGACAGCGGGGACAGCGACAGCGGGGAGGAGGAGGAGGAGGAAGAGGAGGAGGAGGAGGAGGAAGAGGAGGAGGAGGAGGAGGAAGAGGAAGGGGACAGCGAGGAUGAGGUGACGGAGGAGGAUGAGGGGACAGGGGACAGCGAGGAGGAGGAGGAGGAGGAGCUGGAGGAAGAGCCCGAGGACACCGAGGGUGACAUCGGCACUGCCACCACAGGUGACACCGAUGAUGUCGCUCACCUGGGCCCCUUCCACUUCCCGUGCUACCGCUGGCUCGAGGGCUACGGCACCUGGGAGCUGCCUGAGGGCACAGCCACCACGCCGGCCAUGGAGUGGCACCCGCGGCGGCAGCGGCAGCGUCGGAGACACCUGGUGCAGCAACGGCGGCGCUACAGGUUGGCCCCGUUUGCCCCAGGCCUGCCCUGGGCGCUGCCCCUGGGGACUCCGCUGGAUCCAGACCUGAGCUACUCCGUGGCCAAAACCUCGGCCUUUUACCUGAGGGGCAGCGCUGCGAACCUGGAGGCCAAGCUGCGGGGGUUCCUGGCCCAGCCCAGCUCGUGGCCCAGUGUGGAGGCCAUGACGCGCGUGUUCCGCUGCUUCCACACCCCUGUCACCGAGUACGUGCUGCAGCACUGGCAGGAGGACGCGUUUUUCGGGGAGCAGUUCCUGAGCGGGGUGAACCCCGUCCUGCUGCGCCGCUGCCCCCGCCUGCCCCCCAACUUCCCCGUCACCCCCCCGAUGGUGGCCCCCAGCCUGGGCCCCGGCACCUCCCUGCGCCGGGAGAUGGAGGCAGGUAACAUCUACCUGGCCGAUUAUGGGGUGCUGCAGGGGCUCCCCACCGCUGUCAUCGACGGCCGCCCCACCUUUGUGGCCGCCCCCCUUUGCCUCCUGCACCAGCGCCCCGAUGGGGAACUGCUGCCCCUCGCCAUCCAG